AUGGCAACACCUGCCCCCGCGAUCGGCGCGUCGCCGCUGGCGACCAUACCCGAAUCCUCUGCCCCGCAGGCCACCGGGUCCGCCGCCGAGACCCCCGCCGUGCCGGCGACCAAGACGAAGCCCGCGGAGAAGAAACCGGCCGCCUCAGCCGCGCCUGCGGCCACCGCUGCUUCGAACGAGAAAAAGCUGACGCCGAAGGAGCUCAAGGAGAAGAAGAAGGCUGAGAAAGCUGCCAAGCGCGUACAGAACAAAGACGCGGGUUCCAGCGGGGGCGCCGGCCCCGGCGAAAAGGGUGCAAAGGAAGCUGCUGCUGUGGCGGCAAAGGGUGGAAAGAAGCAAUCCGAAGGCCCCGUAUCCACUAUCCGCAUCGGCGGUUCCGCCCCCAAGGCGAAGCUGGCGGCGCUGGCGGCGAAGGAGGCGGAGGCGGCCGCAAAGGAUGCGGAGGCGGUGAGAGAGCAUGGACUUGUCGGAUUACUCAGGGAUCUGGAGGUGGAGCAGAACGGAAAGAAGAAGAAGCUGGCCUUUGGGAUCGACAACGCUCACCCCGAUGUCCACCCUGCUAUCAUCACGCUUGGAAUGCAGAUUAACAAGAAUGUCAUUGUCGGAUCGAGCGCGAGGUGUCUGGGCUUCCUGUUAGCUAUCAAGCGAGUGAUCGAAGACUACGAGACUCCUCCGGACUCCUCCCUCAACCGCCAUCUUCCCGGCGCGUACCUCUCCCACCAGAUCAACUACAUCACCUCUGCACGGCCGAUGGCAACAGCAAUGGGUAACGCGGUGCGUUGGCUCAAGACGGAAAUCUCCAACAUCUCUCCCGACAUCACCGACGAACUCGCCAAGCGUACGCUCGCCGAUAUGAUCGAAGGGUUCAUCCACGAGAGGCUCACGGCGGCGGACGAGAUGAUCAUCAACACGGCGUGCGAACGGUACAUUGAGGACGGCGAUGUAAUCCUCACGUUUGGCAAGUCACGCGUGGUUGAGGAGACACUUAUUGAGGCCCACCGCAGAGGCCUGCGCUUCCGCGUCGUGUCGGUGGAUAAUCGCCCGAUGCAAGAAGGCCAGAACUUGCUCGUGAGCAUGAUCAAGGCCGGCAUUGCUGUCAAUUACAUCGACCUCUACGCUGUCGAAUACAUCAUGCAGGACGUCACCAAGGUCUUUGUUGGCGCGCACGCUGUCAUGGCGAACGGCGCUCUGUACUCGCGUUCUGGUACGGCCGUCAUCGCGGCCGCUGCGAAAGCCCAGGGCAUCCCCCUCAUCACGCUCUGCCAGACGAUCAAGUUUUCUGAGAAAAUCAACAUCGACGGCAUUGUCAACAAUGAGCUCGCGGAUCCGGAUCUAAUCGUAAACACCUCCCGCUCACACUCUUUCCCUAUAUAUGGUCCUCUCUCCAGCUGGAGGGAAGUAGCAAACACGACGGUAGUAAACUUUAGGUACGACGUUACCGCAGCGGACAACAUUUCUAUGGUUGUUUGCGAGCAUGGCUGUGUUACUCCCGAAGGCGUUAGUUAUGUCCUCAGAGUGAGUGGAAUGGAUCGGUAG
Messenger RNA from Tricharina praecox, 1536 nucleotides. RefSeq lists its product as uncharacterized. The transcript has 3 exons. The record is from RefSeq and is a predicted model, not a curated record. The coding region runs from base 1 to 1536 and encodes 511 amino acids. NCBI's taxonomy places the organism in Eukaryota, Fungi, Ascomycota, Pezizomycetes, Pezizales, Pyronemataceae.